Echinops telfairi (small Madagascar hedgehog) is the source of this 6876-nucleotide messenger RNA. RefSeq names its product sortilin related receptor 1 (gene SORL1). Gene Ontology annotation, molecular function: protein binding. NCBI's taxonomy places the organism in Eukaryota, Metazoa, Chordata, Mammalia, Afrosoricida, Tenrecidae. Gene Ontology annotation, cellular component: membrane; Golgi apparatus. Gene Ontology annotation, biological process: post-Golgi vesicle-mediated transport; protein retention in Golgi apparatus; protein targeting to lysosome. The record is from RefSeq and is a predicted model, not a curated record. The coding region runs from base 1 to 6471 and encodes 2156 amino acids. The transcript is spliced from 49 exons.
AUGAAACCACACGAGCGGGGCUUCCUCGUGGUGCGGGGCGACCCGCGCGAGCUGCGGCGCCCGGCGCGCGGGGAUGCCAGCGGGCUGAGCCCGGCGGAGGAGCAGCAGCUCCGGAGGAGACGGAGCGCAGCCCAGCAGCCGGAGCUCCUCAAGGUGUACGGCCAGGUUAGUCUGAAUGAUUCCCACAAUCAGAUGGUGGUGCACUGGGCCGGAGAGAAGAGCAACGUCAUCGUGGCCUUAGCUCGGGACAGCCUGGCAUUGGCGAGGCCCCAGAGCAGUGACGUGUACGUGUCUUACGACUAUGGAAAAUCAUUCAAGAAAAUCUCGAAGAAGUUAAACUUUGGUGUGGGAAAUAACAGUGACUCUGUGAUCACCCAGUUCUACCACAGUCCCUCAGACAACAAGCGAUACAUCUUUGUGGACGCAUAUGCCCAGUACCUUUGGAUCACGUUCGACUUCUGCAACACUAUCCAAGGCUUUUCCAUACCUUUUCGAGCGGCUGAUCUCCUCCUGCACAGCAAGGCCUCCAACCUUCUCCUGGGAUACGACAGGUCUCACCCCAACAAGCAGCUAUGGAAAUCAGAUGAUUUUGGCCAGACCUGGAUCAUGAUUCAGGAACAUGUGAAGUCAUUUGCUUGGGGAAUUGAUCCCUAUGACAAGCCGAACACCAUCUACAUUGAAAGGCAUGAACCCUCUGGUUACUCCACAGUUUUCCGAAGUACAGACUUCUUCCAGUCCCGGGAAAACCAGGAGGUGAUCCUGGAGGAAGUGAAGGACUUCCAGCUUCGGGACAAGUACAUGUUUGCUACAAAGGUUGUGCGUCUCUUGGGCAGCCAGCAGCAGCCUUCUGUCCAGCUCUGGGUCUCCUUUGGCCGGAAGCCCAUGCGAGCAGCCCAGUUUGUCACCAGGCAUCCUAUUAAUGAAUAUUACAUCGCCGAUGCCUCGGAGGACCAGGUGUUCGUGUGUGUCAGCCACAGUAACAACCGCACCAACUUAUACAUCUCCGAGGCGGAGGGACUGAAGUUCUCCCUGUCCUUGGAGAACGUGCUGUAUUACAGUCCAGGGGGAGCUGGCAGUGACACCUUGGUGAGGUACUUUGCCAACGAACCCUUCGCUGACUUUCAUCGCGUGGAAGGGCUACAAGGUGUAUACAUUGCUACCCUGAUCAACGGCUCUAUGAAUGAGGAGAACAUGCGAUCCGUCAUCACUUUCGACAAGGGAGGAACGUGGGAGUUUCUUCAGGCCCCCACUUUCACAGGAUAUGGAGAGAAAAUCAAUUGUGAGCUUUCCCAGGGCUGUUCGCUCCAUUUGGCCCAGCGCCUUAGCCAGCUGCUCAACUUCCAGCUGCGGAGAAUGCCCAUCCUGUCCAAGGAGUCCGCCCCGGGCCUCCUCAUCGCCACUGGUUCCGUGGGGAAGAACUUGGCAAGCAAGACCAAUGUGUACAUCUCUAGCAGUGCUGGAGCCAGGUGGCGAGAGAAACUGGACCGGAAGCAAGAAAGGUACAGCACCAAUGAAGGGGAGACCUGGACAACGUUCCUCUUCUCCGAGAGGCCGGUGUUUGUGUAUGGCCUCCUGACCGAGCCUGGGGAGAAGAGCACCGUCUUCACCAUCUUUGGCUCCAACAAAGAGAAUGUCCACAGCUGGCUCAUCCUCCAGGUCAAUGCUACCGAUGCCUUGGGGGUCCCCUGCACAGAGAAUGACUACAAGCUGUGGUCCCCCUCUGACGAGCGGGGCCACGAGUGCUUGCUAGGACACAGGACCGUUUUCAAGCGGAGGAUCCCCCACGCCACGUGCUUUAAUGGCGAAGACUUCGACAGGCCUGUGGUGGUGUCCAACUGCUCCUGCUCCCGGGAGGACUACGAAUGUGACUUUGGCUUCAAGAUGAGUGAAGACUUGUCGUUAGAAGUCUGUGUUCCAGAUCCCGAGUUUUCUGGGACAUCCUUUUCUCCUCCUGUGCCGUGUCCUGUGGGUUCUACGUACAGGAGAACUCGAGGUUACCGGAAGAUCUCUGGGGAUACUUGUAGUGGUGGGGAUGUGGAAGCCCGGCUGGAGGGAGAGCUGGUCCCCUGCCCACUAGCAGAGGAGAACGAGUUCAUGCUUUAUGCCAUGCGGAAGUCCAUCCACCGCUAUGACUUAGCCUCAGGAGCCACCGAGCAGCUGCCUCUCACCGGCUUGCGGGCAGCCAUGGCCCUGGACUUUGACUAUGAGCACAACUGCUUAUACUGGUCGGACUUGGCCUUGGAUAUGAUCCAGCGCCUCUGCUUGAACGGGAGUACGGGGCAAGAGGUCAUCAUCAAUUCCGGCCUGGAGACAGUCGAAGCUUUGGCUUUUGAACCCCUCAGCCAGUUGCUUUACUGGGUGGACGCUGGCUUUAAAAAGAUCGAGGUCGCGAAUCCGGAUGGCAACUUCCGACUCACCAUCGUCAAUUCCUCUGUGCUCGACCGGCCCAGGGCUCUGGUCCUGGUUCCUCCCGAGGGGGUGAUGUUCUGGACUGACUGGGGAGACCUGAGGCCCGGGAUUUACCGCAGCAACAUGGAUGGCUCUGCUGUCCUGCGCCUUGUGUCAGAGGAUGUGAAGUGGCCCAAUGGCAUCUCUGUGGAUGACCAGUGGAUCUACUGGACUGACGCCUAUCUGGACUGCAUUGAACGGAUCAGCCUCAGUGGCCAGCAGCGCUCGGUAAUCCUGAACAACCUGCCACACCCCUACGCCAUUGCUAUCUUUAAGAACGAGAUCUACUGGGACGACUGGUCACAACUCAGCAUCUUCCGAGCUUCCAAAUACAGCGGGUCCCAGAUGGAGAUUCUGGCAAGCCAGCUCACUGGGCUGAUGGACCUGAAGAUUUUCUACAAGGGAAAGACCACUGGGAGCAAUGCCUGUGUGUCCAAGCCCUGCAGCCUGCUCUGCUUGCCCAAGGCUAAUCACAGCCGAAGCUGCAGGUGCCCAGAGGGGGUGCCGAGCAAGGUCCUUCCAUCUGGGGACCUGCUGUGUGACUGCCCCCCGGGCUAUCGCUUGGAGAACAGCACCUGUGUCAAAGAAGAGAACACCUGUCUACGCAACCAGUACCGCUGCAGCAACGGCAACUGCAUCAACAGCAUCUGGUGGUGUGACUUCGACAAUGACUGUGGAGACAUGAGCGACGAGAGGAACUGCCCUACCACUGUUUGUGACCUGGACACCCAGUUCCGUUGCCAGGAAUCUGGCACCUGUAUUCCACUCUCCUACAAAUGUGACCUGGAGGAUGACUGUGGAGAUAACAGCGACGAAAGCCACUGUGAAACUCACCAGUGCAGGAGCGAUGAAUACAAUUGCAGCUCUGGCAUGUGCAUCCGUUCCUCCUGGGUGUGUGACGGGGACAACGACUGCAGGGACUGGUCUGAUGAAGCCAACUGCACGGCCAUCUCCCACACGUGUGAGGCCUCCUACUUCCAGUGCCGCAACGGGCACUGCGUCCCCCAGCGGUGGGCCUGUGACGGAGACGCAGACUGCCAGGAUGGCUCUGACGAGGAUCCAGUCAGCUGUGAGAAGAAGUGCAAUGGGUUCCGCUGCGCGAAUGGCCUUUGCAUCCCCUCCAGCAAGCAUUGCGAUGGGGCGCAUGACUGCUCUGACCACUCUGAUGAGCAGCACUGUGAGACCAUGCCGGAACUUCUCUGCACCCGCUUCAUGGACUUCAUGUGCAAGAACCGGCUGCAGUGCCUGUUCCGCUCCAUGGUCUGCGAUGGGAUCAUUCACUGCCUCGAUGGGUCGGACGAAGACUCGACGUUUGCGGGAUGCUCCCCGGACCCGGAGUUCCACAAGGUCUGCAAUGAGUUUGGGUUCCAGUGUCAGAACGGCAUGUGCAUCAGCCUGAUCUGGAAAUGCGACGGGAUGGAUGACUGUGGCGAUUACUCCGAUGAAGCCAGCUGUGAAAACCCCACAGAAGCCCCCAACUGCUCCCGCUACUUCCAGUUCCCGUGUGAGAAUGGCCACUGCAUCCCCACCAGGUGGAAAUGUGACCAGGAGAACGACUGUGGGGACUGGUCUGACGAAAAGGACUGUGCAGGUUCACAUGUUCUUCCCUCCCCGACUCCCGGGCCCUCCACAUGCCUGCCCAACUACUACCGCUGCAGCAGUGGGACCUGCGUCAUGGACAGCUGGGUGUGCGACGGGUACCGGGACUGUGCAGACGGCUCAGAUGAGGAAGGCUGCCCCUCCCCUGCAAAUGUCACUGCCGCCGCCACCACCUCCCAGCUUGGGCGAUGUGACAGGUUUGAGUUUGAGUGCCGGCAGCCACAGAAGUGUAUCCCCAACUGGAAACGCUGCGACGGCCACCGAGACUGCCAGGAUGGCCAGGACGAGGCCAAUUGCCCCACACGGCGCACGCUGACCUGUAUGAGCGGGGAGUUCAGGUGUGAGGACGGCGAGACCUGCAUUGUGCUGUCUGAGCACUGUGACGGCUUUCUGGACUGCUCAGACGGCAGCGACGAGAGGGCCUGCAGUGAUGACUUAACUGUGUACAAAGUGCAGAAUCUCCAGUGGACAGCUGACUUCUCCGGGGACAUCACUCUGACCUGGAUGCGGCCCAAAAGAAUGCCUUCUGCUUUGUGCGUCUAUAACAUCUACUACAGGGUGGUUGGAGAGAGCCUCUGGAAGGCUCUGGAGACCCACAGCAACAAAACCAGCGCCGUAUUAAAGAUCUUGAAGCCAGACACCACCUAUCAGGUUAAAGUGCAGGUCCAGUGUCUAAGCAAGGUGCACGGCACCAAUGACUUCGUGAACCUGAGGACUCCCGAAGGACUGCCAGAGGCCCCUCGGAACCUGCAGCUGUCACUCCACAGUGAGGCGGAAGGUGUGAUUGCGGGUCGCUGGACUCCUCCUGCCCACCCCCAUGGCCUUAUCCGAGAGUACACUGUAGAAUACAGCAGGAGUGGUUCCAAGAUAUGGGCUUCCCAGAGGGCAGCGAGCAACUCCACAGAAAUAAAGGACUUGCUGGUCAACACCCUCUACACCGUCAGGGUGGCUGCGGUGACUAGUCGUGGAAUAGGAAACUGGAGCGACUCUAAAUCCAUUACCACCACAAAAGGAAAAGCGACCCCCCCGCCAGACAUCCACAUCGACAGCUAUGGAGAAAAUUCGCUGAGCUUUACCCUCACCAUGGAGAGCGACAUCAAGGUGAAUGGCUACGUGGUAAACCUUUUCUGGGCCUUUGACACCCACAAACAAGAAAAGAGAACCUUGAACUUCCGUGGGAGUAGCUUGUCACACAAAGUCGGCAAUCUGACAGCUCACACCUCCUAUGAGAUUUCGGCAUGGGCCAGGACUGACCUGGGCGAUAGUCCUUUGGCAUUUGAGCAUGUCAUGACCAAAGGGACCCGACCACCGGCUCCGAUCCUCAAAGCCAAGGCCAUCAACCAGACAGCCGUGGAAUGUACCUGGACUGGCCCCAGGAAUGUGGUCUACGGCAUCUUCUUCGCCACAUCCUUCCUCGAUCUGUACUGCAGCCCGAGGAGCACAACGACUGUGCUCCACAACCAGACAGUCGUCGUGGGUCGGGACGAGCAGUAUCUGUUUCUGGUCCGAGUGGUGGUGCCCUACCAGGGGCCGUCGUCCGACUACGUUGUCGUCAAGAUGAUCCCGGACAGCAGGCUCCCACCCCGUCACCUGCAUGUGGUGCACACAGGCAAGACCUCAGCUGUCAUCAAAUGGGAGUCGCCGUACGACUCUCCCGACCAGGACUUGUUUUAUGCAAUUGCUGUGAAAGAUCUCGUACGAAAGACGGACAGGAGCUACAAAGUCAAGUCCCGCAACAGUACAGUGGAGUACACCAUUAACAGGUUGGAGCCUGGAGGGAAGUACCAUGUUAUUGUCCAACUGGGGAACAUGAGCAAAGACUCCAGUGUAAAAAUCACCACAGCUUCAUUAUCGGCACCGGAUGCCUUAAAAAUUAUAACAGAAAACGACCACGUUCUUCUGUUUUGGAAAAGUCUCGCUUUAAAAGAGAAGCUUUUUAAUGAAAGCAGGGGCUACCAGGUACACAUGUAUGAUAGUGCCAUGAACCUCUCCGCUUACCUUGGAAACACCACGGACAAUUUCUUUAGAAUCUCCAAUCUGAAGAUGGGUCAUAAUUAUACUUUCACUGUCCAAGCAAGAUGCCUCUACGGCAGCCAGCUCUGUGGGGAGCCUGCUGUCCUGCUCUAUGAUGACUUGGGAACUGGUGCAGACCCAGCCGCGUUUCGGGCUGCCAGAUCUACGGACGUGGCUGCGGUAGUAGUGCCCAUCUUGUUCCUGAUCCUGCUGAGCCUGGGCGUCGGGUUUGCCAUCCUCUACACAAAGCAUCGGAGGCUACAGAGCAGCUUCACCGCUUUUGCCAACAGCCACUACAGCUCCCGGCUGGGCUCCGCCAUCUUCUCCUCCGGGGAUGACCUGGGAGAGGAUGAUGAAGAUGCUCCCAUGAUAACUGGAUUUUCGGAUGACGUCCCCAUGGUGAUAGCCUGAGAGACCUUCCUCAUUAGAAACCAAAUGGUGUAAAUAUUUUAUUUGAUAGAGUUGAUGGUUUAUUUUAAAAGAUGCACUUUGAGUUGCAAUAUGUUAUUUUUAUAUGGGCCAAAAACAAAACAAAACAAAACAAAAAAACCCAUAAAACCGAACAACAAAAAAGAUGCAAAUAAAUACACUUUGUAGGUAAUCGACUGUGAACUUCAAACCAGGUUGAUUUUAGUAACCAAAUUGCUGUGAUUUGGCAUUAAUGUCGUCUUACAGGGCUGUGCUUGCUGGGCAUGCUGUUAAGUCUGUGAGAUAAUUUUGGUUCAGUGAAUUGGUCUUUUUUAUUUUUCUAAGACACAGAAAUGUACUUAAUAAAAUCUUCAAGAGGGACUGAUGGACAGGAUCUCGCUCCUUGAA